AUGAGCACGUCAAACUCUUCUGCACUCAGGAACCAAGAAAACCAGACUGAUGAAGUCACUUUCAUUCUUUUGGGCUUCUCAGAAUAUCCAGAACUCCAGGUGCCUCUGUUCCUGUUGUUCCUGACCAUCUACACUGUCACUGUGCUGGGGAACCUGGGCAUGAUCAUGACCAUCAAGAUCAAUCCCAAACUCCACAUCCCCAUGUACUACUUUCUCAGCCAUUUGUCUUUCGUUGAUUUCUGCUACUCUACGGUGGUUACACCUAAACUAUUAGAAAACUUGGUCGUGGAAGACAGGACCAUCUCCUUCACAGGAUGCAUCAUGCAAUUCUUCUUGGCUUGUAUAUUUGUGGUGACGGAAACAUUCAUAUUGGCAGUGAUGGCCUAUGACCGAUUUGUGGCAGUGUGUAACCCUCUUCUCUACACAGUUGUCGUGUCUCAGAAGCUUUGUUCCCUCAUGGUAGGUGCAUCGUACUCUUGGGGUAUAGCUUGUUCCCUGACCCUUACCUACUUUCUAUUGGAAUUACCCUUCAGAGGAAAUAAUAUCAUAAAUAACUUUGUCUGUGAGCACUCUGCCAUUGUCUCUGUGUCUUGUUCUGACCCCUACAUUAGCCAGAAGAUCAUUUUAGUCUCUGCCACAUUCAAUGAAAUAAGCAGCCUGAUGAUCAUUCUUACUUCGUAUGUUUUCAUUUUUAUUACUGUCAUGAAGAUGCCUUCAACGGGGGGGCGCCACAAAGCCUUCUCCACAUGUGCCUCCCACCUGACGGCCAUCAUCAUCUUCCAUGGGACCAUUCUUUUUCUCUACUGUGUGCCCAACUCCAAAAACUCUUGGCUCAUGGUCAAGGUGGCCUCCGUCUUUUACACAGUGGUCAUCCCCAUGCUGAAUCCACUGAUCUACAGCCUCAGAAACAAAGAUGUGAAGGAAACAGUCAGCAAAUUAAUCAAUACAAAACUAUUGCGUCAGUUAAUGCGAAAUGACUAA
This is a messenger RNA of Miniopterus natalensis, 981 nucleotides long. Its product is annotated as olfactory receptor 5D3-like. Gene Ontology annotation, molecular function: olfactory receptor activity; G protein-coupled receptor activity. Gene Ontology annotation, biological process: G protein-coupled receptor signaling pathway. The record is from RefSeq and is a predicted model, not a curated record. Gene Ontology annotation, cellular component: membrane. NCBI's taxonomy places the organism in Eukaryota, Metazoa, Chordata, Mammalia, Chiroptera, Miniopteridae.